Microtus ochrogaster (prairie vole) is the source of this 5026-nucleotide messenger RNA. It is a transcript of the gene Sirt7, whose product is annotated as sirtuin 7. Gene Ontology annotation, cellular component: nucleus; chromatin. The record is from RefSeq and is a predicted model, not a curated record. Lineage: Eukaryota; Metazoa; Chordata; Mammalia; Rodentia; Cricetidae. Gene Ontology annotation, molecular function: NAD+ binding; histone H3K18 deacetylase activity, NAD-dependent.
UGUACCGAAAGUGACUUACUCCUUUGCCCUUCCUGCUUCCGUCUGGCCGGUGCCGUGGUGUUGUCCGUGCCUGGUGAGGUUUUGUGCAGCCGUAGAGUGCUGGUGCUUCUGGUGACCUUUGACCUGUGGCUGUCCCUGUGUGCGGGUCUUUUUUUCGUGUGUGUGUGUUUAUUCGGGUUUUUUUUGUUUGUUCUUUUUUUUUUUUUUUUUUUUUCGUUGUUGUGGUGGUUUUGCUUCUGCUGGCUUGCUGGACCUGGGUUGGGCUGGGGUCCCAGGCAGAGCUUACUCCACUGGAGUAUGGGAGACUGCCUGCCGGCUCACAGUCUGCACUUGUCCGUUCCCCUGCCACGGGGUCCCUCUGAGCCUUGGCUUCGCAUGUGGGUCUAGGGCUUGGGUUGGCGGAGUGGCAAUCAGUGAAAUUGGGAGUCGUGUUGGGCCCCCAUGCUGCUUCCACAUCCACCACCUCUGGUCCUGGAUGGUGGCAUUGCAGGGACCAAGGAGUCACUGUGGGUGCCCACGGGGCUGCGUCCUACCUGUCCCUGGCUGUCUUCCUCCUGGCCUCAGCUUUGUUCCUCUAGGCUUCAACUGGGGCCUCGGCUAGGCCACCCCAGAGGCCUACCUUGUGGGUUGGGAAUCCUAUCACCCACCUAUCCCUAAAAUCCCAUUCUGUGGGAUGUUGUUUCCCGGGCAGUUUGGUCAGGGGCCCCCCUUGGGAGCCACCUAUUCUUCCCUGCCUCACUGUGAGAGCCUGGAGGCCUCUACCAUUGCCAGACAAGGGCUUUGGCUUCAGGGCCGGGUCUGUCUCUUCCCCAUUGUCUGCAGCUCUUGGCUCUGGGCCCUUCUUAUGCCUCCCUUCAGGAUCUGUGUCUUCCAGGGAUCCGCUGUUCGGCUUGGAGGUGCUUCUCCGCAGGGUCCAAGCCUGCCUCCUCACCCCAGCUAUCCAGGGAAGGCUGCCCACCUUCCAGGCUUGGCUCAGGAAGCUCCUCGUAGGUGGAUGCCCACCUGGUCGCAUGGCCCUUGUCCUCUUGCUGGCGUUGCUGUUGUCUUCUCUGGGGGCCUGGAUCCCUGACAAGCACAGAAGUGUGAGCUGGUGAAAGGAAAGACAGGCCUAAUAGGCCUUUACCUCGUGGGCAGCGGAUUUUCACUCAGUUUAACCCAGCAUGCAGUGCUCUGGGAGCAGGACCUCUGCCAGCCCUGGCGUUGUGGUGGGCUUCUUUGGCUCAAGGUGCUCAGACACUCCCGCUGAUGCCGGGGUCAGAUGUGAGUGGGAGUCCCGACUGUCAGUUAUACGUUACCAGGUGACCUCACCCCCUCCCUUGGGCUCUCUAACUGGUGCCCAGAUGAGUUGCUGAUCCUGACCGUGGCAGCAGAGCUGGGUGGAUUAUGCCCAUGCCUAGCAGAGGAGAGGGGCGGGCUUUCCAAGUUCUCUGGUCCUGGCUGAGUGGUAGCAAACAGUUGAGCGUGGCCGUCCAUGUGGGGAGAGGAGGCUGAGGCCGUGCGUGUGUUGAACAGAAGCAGCAGAUGGUAGCUUCUGCACUGGGUAGGGCCAUGCUCGUGACCUUCAGAUCUGCAGCCUCUGCGCCCCGAGUUGGGAACAUUCCCUGCUGAGCCCCUCUCUUCCCUUCUUGAUUUCGCGACAGUAGAUCUGUGUCCAGGCGUGACUCCUGGCUGUCUCUCUGAUCAUUGUUUAUCCUGUUUUCCUACUGUGAGGGUGUUGUGUUUGACUUUCUGACACAGCUACGGAGAGCUUUGGCUGAGGUUCUCCCAGAUUACUCUGCUAAGUAAACCGUUAUUGUGAGACUUCCCUCCUCCCUUGACUCUGCCUGACCUCCUUCCUUGGACAUGGACACUCAGAUUUCACAGGAAAACCCACAUGGGGUGGAUCAGUUUCCUCUAGAGUAUGGUCCCAGAGAGUCCUCCCCCUCCACUGUGUCUGGCUGCUAACCUGGGUGUUUGUACCGUUAGUGUAGGGCCUCCAUGGCAACCCUGAGUUAUUCUGGGUUCUCUGUCUUCACCAGGCGUUCCUGCAGGCUCUCCUUCCUCAGUCCACCAUCUUGGUCUGUGUGUGCUAGCAGCAGUCUUGGUGUUCGGUGCCAGGGUGUGCAGCUUUGAUAAGCUACAACCCACUUGGAGAUGGUGAGGCCACUUCCCUGCUACCUCCCUCUGUGGUGUGGCCACUUGGCCAAAGCUCCCAUCCACAGCUGGGAUGUCUGAGCCACAGCCUGCUGCACUGUUUCCGCUCUGGGAUCUUCUGAGUUACUUUUUUAGGCUGUGGUUUGGUGAAAGGAACCAACACAUUAACGAUUUUUUUUCCCCCAAAAGCCACUGAAUAAUUCCUCUUGGCAUGCUUUCAUGUCCCCAUUGGCUGCCUGGUUUGGGAGCCCUUGUGGAGAAGAGGACAGAAUCGGUACCAUGCACAGGCGUGGAACUGUGAGAGCGGCUCGUGGACUGCCUGUUUCUGGCAUGUGUCCUGGGUGUGUGCUACACCUGCUGGGCCCGCUGCACACGAUUCUGUCCCUGGAGUGGCAGCAUUAACAGCAUGGGUGUCUCUGGAAGUUUGAAGUGGACUGUCCUAGGAAGUGUCCCUGACAGAAUUCCCUGUUCUCUACGACCCCAGUUGGGUUUUCAGCCCCUCCAGCAACUCUAUGCCCCAGUCAGUGCUAUCUUUCCUCCCAUCCUCUCUGUCUGCUAGUCCUUGAAGCCUUUAACCAAAUGGGAGUGGGUACAGAAAGCCUUCUCCUGGCAACUUAGGGCAACAGGACAAGGGCUAUUGUGUGUCCAGCUCUGUUGGUCUCCUGGUGCUGAGAGAUGUGUCCAAGCAGAGUUGAUCAGCCCCUGCCUGCCCUGCAGGGCUGAAGCCAGGGGGAGGUUAGCAGAGAUUACCCUAAAUGGGGUGGGAGUUCUAAGAUCUAAGUGAGGGGGGUCUGGGGUGUGGCUGCAAGGUGAGACCCAGUCUCCUGCACCUGGGUAGGGUCAUCAGGGAUCUGGCUGCGAGGUGAGGCCUGGGUGUUCGCGCCAGUGCAGGGCGAUCAGCCGUCUGGCCUCAGCAGACAGCAGCCUUGGUGCCCACCCGUGCCCUGCGCAGUAUUUAUUGCUAAAUUAUUGUCCAGGAGGGGCGGCGCUGGGCCUGGCCCCCCGGGUAUUUAUUGCUGUACAUAGUGUAUGUUUGUGAUAUAUAAGGUUUUCUUUAUUUUGUAUAUGAUCAAUAAACGCCUUUUAAAGAGACCUGUUGGUGUUUCUUUGCAAAGAGAAGAAGGGAGGGGGCGAAAUUAGGGUGAGAAGGGCGAGUCGGAAGGGGCGUGGUGCACGGGGCGCGCGCAUGCGUCUUUGCGGCUGCCGGGCGAGGCGGAAGCGGAAGCCGGAAGCGCAGUCCACGGAGCGAUGGCAGCCGGUGGCGGUCUGAGCCGCUCGGAGCGCAAGGCAGCUGAGCGUGUCCGGAGGCUGCGGGAGGAGCAGCAGCGGGAGCGCCUCCGCCAGGUGUCACGCAUCCUGAGGAAGGCGGCUGCAGAGCGCAGUGCGGAGGAGGGCCGGCUGCUGGCCGAGAGCGAGGAUCUGGUGACCGAGCUGCAGGGUCGGAGCCGGCGCCGUGAGGGCCUCAAGCGGCGUCAGGAGGAGGUGUGUGAUGACCCGGAGGAGCUGCGGAGGAAGGUCCGGGAACUGGCCGGAGCUGUCCGGAAUGCCAAACACUUGGUAGUCUACACAGGCGCCGGGAUCAGCACGGCAGCUUCUAUCCCAGACUAUCGGGGCCCCAAUGGAGUCUGGACACUGCUUCAAAAAGGGAGGCGUGUGAGUGCCACCGACCUGAGUGACGCGGAGCCCACUCUCACACACAUGUGUAUCGCCCGUUUGCAUGAGCAGAAGCUGGUGCAGCACGUGGUGUCUCAGAACUGUGAUGGACUCCACCUGCGCAGCGGGCUGCCACGCACUGCCAUCUCCGAGCUCCACGGGAAUAUGUAUAUUGAAGUCUGCACCUCCUGCAUCCCUAACAGGGAGUAUGUACGAGUGUUCGAUGUGACAGAGAGAACCGCCCUUCACCGACACCAGACUGGCCGGUCCUGCCAUAAGUGUGGGACUCAGCUCCGGGACACCAUUGUGCACUUUGGGGAGAGGGGGACAUUGGGGCAGCCUCUGAACUGGGAGGCAGCGACCGAGGCUGCCAGCAAAGCAGACACGAUCCUGUGUUUAGGGUCCAGCUUGAAGGUACUCAAGAAGUAUCCCCGCCUCUGGUGCAUGACAAAGCCUCCUAGCCGGCGGCCCAAACUCUACAUUGUGAACUUGCAGUGGACCCCGAAGGACGACUGGGCUGCUUUGAAGCUUCAUGGGAAAUGCGAUGAUGUCAUGCAGCUCCUCAUGGAUGAACUGGGCCUGGAGAUCCCUGUCUACGACCGGUGGCAAGACCCCAUUUUCUCCUUGGCCACUCCCCUCCGUGCUGGCGAAGAAGGCAGCCACAGCCGGAAGUCGCUGAGCAGGAGCCGAGAAGACGCCCCACCUGGGGACCAGAGUGCCCCGCUUAGCUCAGCUCCCCCCAUUCUGGGAGGCUGGUUUGGCAGGGGCUGUGCCAAGCGUGCGAAGAGGAAGAAAGCUGCCUAGCCAGGUGUCGACAGAGAACCAUGGGCACUUUGUAGACGCGGACUCUUGUUCAGGGGCCUCUGUCACCGUGAAGGCUGCAGCGCCCCCACAGGAUCCAGUGGGAAGAACUCUUGGGGGUGACAGUUCACGGUGACGUUUCUUUAGCCAUUUGUCCUUGUGAUUGCACCUACAGGGGCUUGACUUUCAAGGACACCUUCCUCCCUUCACCCUCUUCAAAGGUGGCAGCAAGGCCUUUCUUCGUUUUUCCGGCCUGGCCAGCAGAGGAGCCCCCCACUGCCUUACCUCAUUCCAGGCUAGUCUCAGGGCCUCACUAUUUCUACUACUUACGACUAAAGUGUGUUCGCUUUAUAGAAACCUUUUUCUGUGUUGGGUAUGCGGCACAGGGGCGGGUCCAAGCCCCCAGUCUGAGCAAGUCUUAAUAAACAUCUCUCUACUG